UUUAAUUCAGGGACACGGACACGGAAAUAUACACGUAUAUAAGAGAGGCGUCUUUUAGCUUCUUUUAAAUCAACGAAAACAGAGGAGACUAUUGCAGUAGGCUAUAUAUCCACACGCUCUUUAUACACACGAUGAAGACACUGGUCGCUAUCGCCGUUGUCGUGACGCUCUUCCCAGUUUCAUUCUCAGCUCGUCUUAAACCAGAUAUACCGAGUAAGGAGUGUAGGUCGUCGUCAGAGUGCGGAAGGAACAGUUGUUGUCGGGAUGAGAGCGGGGCGGUGGUAGGUCGGUUGCACUCGGGAAGCUUCGGCGAUCUUCUCCUGGGCGGAGGUCUGGGGUCUGCAGGGUAUGGUUUGUGCUCAAAUGUGCUCCAACAGAAGGGCGAAGUAUGUGACCCAUCUACAUGUAGCUGUGGCGAAGGUCUGGAGUGCUACCGGCCUAUGUCCGGGGUUUGUUGUCUUCCACACAGGUGUUACGAUGCCGAGUGGGUUGUAGAAAGACGAGAAUAUUGGAGAAAUUGUUUUUCUAAUCCAAAUUGUCAUUUACCUGUAUAAACGCUACCAAUAAUCAUGGACGUUGUUUUGAAAGUGGCUUCCCCCCAUACAUGUUAUAAUUAUAAUAAAAUGGCAUUUAAUGUGUAACUUUCAGAAACAUUUGUUUUUAUUAAAAUGACACUAUUCAGUGGUAAUAUCAUCUUGAGAAUACAUGAAAUCAUAAGAUGUUUCAGGAUGUUAAUUUAUGUUAGAAAAAUGCAAAAGCAAAUAAUAUUAUGUUUGAUAGGAAAACAAGUUUCUGAAAAAGUUUCUAUUGUUCGGUUUAAAUAAAAAAUCGUUUUAUGAUAA
Messenger RNA from Lingula anatina, 842 nucleotides. RefSeq lists its product as uncharacterized. Lineage: Eukaryota; Metazoa; Brachiopoda; Lingulata; Lingulida; Lingulidae. The record is from RefSeq and is a predicted model, not a curated record.